Messenger RNA from Solanum pennellii, 791 nucleotides. RefSeq names its product transcription factor bHLH51-like. Gene Ontology annotation, biological process: regulation of DNA-templated transcription. NCBI's taxonomy places the organism in Eukaryota, Viridiplantae, Streptophyta, Magnoliopsida, Solanales, Solanaceae. Gene Ontology annotation, molecular function: protein dimerization activity; DNA-binding transcription factor activity. The transcript is spliced from 2 exons. The record is from RefSeq and is a predicted model, not a curated record. Bases 62 to 739 code for a protein of 225 amino acids.
GCUAGCUAGCUAGUGGCAUACACAGUGUCAUCCAACCUUCUUUAAAUCAAAACACUAAGAUAUGCUAAGAUCCAUACAAUUAAGAGAGAUGAUGGAUGAUUCCUCUUGCUCUAAAUACACUCAUGAAACUCUUCCAUCAUGGUGUCAUAAUUUACAAGAACUUCCAUUGAUUCCUACUAAUUCUUGUUAUUGGUCUCAACAGUUUUCUGCUUCUAGGAGCCACAGUGAAGCUGAGAAAAGGCGCAGAGACAGAAUUAAUGCUCAGCUUUCUACUCUUAGAAAACUCAUUCCCACUUCUGAAAAGAUGGAUAAGGCAGGUCUACUAAGAAGUGUUGUUGAGCAUGUUAAAGAUCUGGAAGGAAAAGCAAAAGAAAUGAGCAGUGUAUUGAACACUCCAAGUGACAUUGAUGAAGUAAUAAUUGAGGAAGAAGAUGAAAGUUCCAACAACAACAACAUAGUUGUGAAGGUUUCUUUUUCGUGUGAUGAUCGGCCUGAAUUGUUCUCAGAACUAAACAGGGGUCUCAAGAACCUGAAACUAACAACAAUGGAGGCUAAAAUAACUAGUUUGGGUGGCAGAAUUAAAUGCAUUUUAUCCCUUCAAUCCAUUAAUGUUGUUUGCACUACUCAUUCUAUCAAACACUCUCUUAGGGUGUUGCUUGCUAGGAUUGCUACUUCCCCUUCUACUUCCAAUUUUCGAAUCAAAAGCAAGAGGCAGAGGUUCUUCUUGCUUGCUACCUAAUUAUUAUUAUGCCUAAAUUAAAUUCAAUUUCUUAAACCUUUUAUAAUACAAA